GAUUUGCAGAACCCAGCAAACGGCUACCUGGUCUCUGACAGCUUAGUGGUUGAAUUGUGCGUCAAGGCGCUGGUCUCGGCGCGCACCCAGCGCGUCGUGGUCCACCCCGGAAGGGCGGACAGCGGCGGUCCUGGCGGCUCGGGGCCCCGCCACGGGCUGUCCGACGACCUCGCGGCGCUCCUCGCGGGCGGGCAGGGGGCGGACGUGGAGGUCCACGGCAGUCUCGGCGAGGGUGGAGACGUGGUGCGCGCCCAUCGCAUCGUGAUGGCGGCGCGGUCCCCGGUCUUCAGCCGCAUGCUGCUGGCCUCGGACAACAGCAUGCUGUUGGCCUCGAACACCCGGGUCAACCUGGAGGGUGUGGACCACGCAGUCGCCGUCUCCUUCGUGAGGUUUCUCUAUACCAACGAACUGGACCCGGAGCUGAUGGAGGAUUCCAAUGCGCUGUGCCAUCUGCUCGCCCUGGCGCACCGAUACGAGGUCCGGUCCCUGUUGGACUGCUGCACCGCGCAGCUCGCCGUCAGCCUGACGGAGGAGUCUGCCGUGGAGCGGCUCAUCAUGGCCGAGCAGCUGGCGAUACCCGGGCUGAAGGACACCGACCACAUCAAGGACUACAUCUGCAGCGACCCGGCGCGCAUGGCACAGAUCCAGACCACGGAGGCGUUCCCGCGCAUGAGCAAGAGCUACCCGAGCCUGCUCAUGGAGCUGUUCGCGGAGGCCUUCCCGCCCGCGGCGAAGCGGGCCAGGUCGGCCAGAGCGCCGCAGGACCCGACGUAGAGCUGGAGGAGCCGCUGGCCGCCAGGGUCGUGGUGGUGCCGACCUCCCCUGCUCCUGCUCGUCUGGGCUCCCGCGGGCACCAUGCUCGGGGGCCUCUCACCGAUCCCGGGCUGGCCGCUCCGGGCCCAGGGUCGGUGCACGCGUCUCUCUCUGGCCGAGCGCGCAGGGCGUGCUGCGCACCGGCCCCGGGCCCAGGGCGGGCCCGGCCAGGACCGGCGAGGUGGCCCAGCCGACGCCCCCCGACAAGCCCUGCGCUGGUUUGCACCCGAGCCUGGGAGACCUCGGCCAGAGCUGGCGCGCCGCCCCGCCGCCUCGGCGCCAGGACUGGCGUGCCGUCCUGCCAGGGGGAGCGCCGCCCAGGCCGGAGGCGCCGUCCCGCCGAAUGGCGGGGGGGGGCCACGGCCCCGGCGGCGCACGCAGGGGCCGCGCCCCCUCCUGCGGUGGGGCCGGCUGCCGAUGGGGCAAGCCGCGGGAGUCGAGGCCCGAGGCAGGCGUCAUUCUCUCCCACCACCCGCUCCUCCACCACCUCCUUCUCCACCACCUCCUCCACCACCUCCUCC
Molecule: messenger RNA, 1334 nt
Organism: Prorocentrum cordatum
Lineage: Eukaryota; Dinophyceae; Prorocentrales; Prorocentraceae
Source: the annotation of a GenBank genome assembly